ACUGCGGGGUGAGGUUUUGGGGUGGGGCUCGCCUGGGACCUAGAGCUGAAUUUCCUGGGCUCCGCGGUGGGAGGAAGGACUUGAAUUUUCCUGGUGGGGGUGGGGGAUGGGUCUGACUUUUUUUGCUUCUUGUGAACGGGAGGGGGAGGUGUGGACGGGGGCUGCAAGUCGAGGUCGGGGUAGAGAACAGGGUGGGGAGCCCGCAGUCGGCUGCCUUGCGUGAUGGACUAGAACUGGAGGGUCCCUGCGCUCGGUUUGGGGACGCAUAUCCUGCUUUGGGGGCGGGUGAGCCUGAGCAUAGCCGCUGGUGGCCCGCUCGGCUGGGUGUGGCUCUCGUCCCCUCCCCCACCUGCAGCUGUCGGUCCCUUAGAGACGCUGUACACGGUCACCGGCGCUGAUCGGUGGCGGGGAAGGCGCUGGGUGGGAGAGCGGGGUGUGUCCGCGGCGGGGCUGGUAGUGGUUCCGCUUCUGCGGGCUGCUGUGGCGUCUCUGCCCCGGGGUCGGGCGGCUUCGCUCCCCCCCCGCCCCCACGGCUUGGGCGGGGGCGCGGACUGCUCCUCCCUCUGGCUCCGGUCGGGGGGAGGAAUUAACACUCUGCAGUAGGUUGGGCUCCCUGACACAGAUCCGCCAUGACAAAGGAGGAGAGUCGGGGACUUGAGCCGUGGCUCCGACUUGGGCGGAGCCUGGAGGGGGGUGGUUGCGAUACGCGGACCGGAGAAUUUGCACUUUAAAGUCCGGGUCUGCCCGUUUUCGUUUCACAGUAACCGACGUCUCAAGUCAGAACAUCCAGUCAUGGAUAAAAAUGAGCUGGUUCAGAAGGCCAAACUGGCCGAGCAGGCUGAGCGAUAUGAUGACAUGGCAGCCUGCAUGAAGUCUGUAACUGAGCAAGGAGCUGAAUUAUCCAAUGAGGAGAGGAAUCUUCUCUCAGUUGCUUAUAAAAAUGUUGUAGGAGCCCGUAGGUCAUCUUGGAGGGUCGUCUCAAGUAUUGAACAAAAGACGGAAGGUGCUGAGAAAAAACAGCAGAUGGCUCGAGAAUACAGAGAGAAAAUUGAGACGGAGCUAAGAGAUAUCUGCAAUGAUGUACUGUCUCUUUUGGAAAAGUUCUUGAUCCCCAAUGCUUCACAAGCAGAGAGCAAAGUCUUCUAUUUGAAAAUGAAAGGAGAUUACUACCGUUACUUGGCUGAGGUUGCCGCUGGUGAUGACAAGAAAGGGAUUGUGGAUCAGUCACAACAAGCAUACCAAGAAGCUUUUGAAAUCAGCAAAAAGGAAAUGCAACCAACACAUCCUAUCAGACUGGGUCUGGCCCUUAACUUCUCUGUGUUCUAUUAUGAGAUUCUGAACUCCCCAGAGAAAGCCUGCUCUCUUGCAAAGACAGCUUUUGAUGAAGCCAUUGCUGAACUUGAUACAUUAAGUGAAGAGUCAUACAAAGACAGCACGCUAAUAAUGCAAUUACUGAGAGACAACUUGACAUUGUGGACAUCGGAUACCCAAGGAGACGAAGCUGAAGCAGGAGAAGGAGGGGAAAAUUAACCGGCCUUCCAACUUUUGUCUGCCUCAUUCUAAAAUUUACACAGUAGACCAUUUGUCAUCCAUGCUGUCCCACAAAUAGUUUUUUGUUUACGAUUUAUGACAGGUUUAUGUUACUUCUAUUUGAAUUUCUAUAUUUCCCAUGUGGUUUUUAUGUUUAAUAUUAGGGGAGUAGAGCCAGUUAACAUUUAGGGAGUUAUCUGUUUUCAUCUUGAGGUGGCCAAUAUGGGGAUGUGGAAUUUUUAUACAAGUUAUAAGUGUUUGGCAUAGUACUUUUGGUACAUUGUGGCUUCAAAAGGGCCAGUGUAAAACUGCUUCCAUGUCUAAGCAAAGAAAACUGCCUACAUACUGGUUUGUCCUGGCGGGGAAUAAAAGGGAUCAUUGGUUCCAGUCACAGGUGUAGUAAUUGUGGGUACUUUAAGGUUUGGAGCACUUACAAGGCUGUGGUAGAAUCAUACCCCAUGGAUACCACAUAUUAAACCAUGUAUAUCUGUGGAAUACUCAAUGUGUACACCUUUGACUACAGCUGCAGAAGUGUUCCUUUAGACAAAGUUGUGACCCAUUUUACUCUGGAUAAGGGCAGAAACGGUUCACAUUCCAUUAUUUGUAAAGUUACCUGCUGUUAGCUUUCAUUAUUUUUGCUACACUCAUUUUAUUUGUAUUUAAAUGUUUUAGGCAACCUAAGAACAAAUGUAAAAGUAAAGAUGCAGGAAAAAUGAAUUGCUUGGUAUUCAUUACUUCAUGUAUAUCAAGCACAGCAGUAAAACAAAAACCCAUGUAUUUAACUUUUUUUUUAGGAUUUUUGCUUUUGUGAUUUUUUUUUUUUUUUUGAUACUUGCCUAACAUGCAUGUGCUGUAAAAAUAGUUAACAGGGAAAUAACUUGAGAUGAUGGCUAGCUUUGUUUAAUGUCUUAUGAAAUUUUCAUGAACAAUCCAAGCAUAAUUGUUAAGAACACGUGUAUUAAAUUCAUGUAAGUGGAAUAAAAGUUUUAUGAAUGGACUUUUCAACUACUUUCUCUACAGCUUUUCAUGUAAAUUAGUCUUGGUUCUGAAACUUCUCUAAAGGAAAUUGUACAUUUUUUGAAAUUUAUUCCUUAUUCCCUCUUGGCAGCUAAUGGGCUCUUACCAAGUUUAAACACAAAAUUUAUCAUAACAAAAAUACUACUAAUAUAACUACUGUUUCCAUGUCCCAUGAUCCCCUCUCUUCCUCCCCACCCUGAAAAAAAUGAGUUCCUAUUUUUUCUGGGAGAGGGGGGGAUUGAUUAGAAAAAAAUGUAGUGUGUUCCAUUUAAAAUUUUGGCAUAUGGCAUUUUCUAACUUAGGAAGCCACAAUGUUCUUGGCCCAUCAUGACAUUGGGUAGCAUUAACUGUAAGUUUUGUGCUUCCAAAUCACUUUUUGGUUUUUAAGAAUUUCUUGAUACUCUUAUAGCCUGCCUUCAAUUUUGAUCCUUUAUUCUUUCUAUUUGUCAGGUGCACAAGAUUACCUUCCUGUUUUAGCCUUCUGUCUUGUCACCAACCAUUCUUACUUGGUGGCCAUGUACUUGGAAAAAGGCCGCAUGAUCUUUCUGGCUCCACUCAGUGUCUAAGGCACCCUGCUUCCUUUGCUUGCAUCCCACAGACUAUUUCCCUUAUCCUAUUUACUGCAGCAAAUCUCUCCUUAGUUGAUGAGAUUGUGUUUAUCUCCCUUUAAAACCCUACCUAUCCUGAAUGGUCUGUCAUUGUCUGCCUUUAAAAUCCUUCCUCUUUCUUCCUCCUCUAUUCUCUAAAUAAUGAUGGGGCUAAGUUAUACCCAAAGCUCACUUUACAAAAUAUUUCCUCAGUACUUUGCAGAAAACACCAAACAAAAAUGCCAUUUUAAAAAAGGUGUAUUUUUUCUUUUAGAAUGUAAGCUCCUCAAGAGCAGGGACAAUGUUUUCUGUAUGUUCUAUUGUGCCUAGUACACUGUAAAUGCUCAAUAAAUAUUGAUGAUGGGA
Messenger RNA from Pan troglodytes (chimpanzee), 3500 nucleotides. It is a transcript of the gene YWHAZ, whose product is annotated as tyrosine 3-monooxygenase/tryptophan 5-monooxygenase activation protein zeta. The record is from RefSeq and is a predicted model, not a curated record. The transcript has 6 exons. NCBI's taxonomy places the organism in Eukaryota, Metazoa, Chordata, Mammalia, Primates, Hominidae. Bases 793 to 1530 code for a protein of 245 amino acids.